Calidris pugnax (ruff) is the source of this 822-nucleotide messenger RNA. RefSeq names its product interleukin 1 receptor associated kinase 1 binding protein 1 (gene IRAK1BP1). The record is from RefSeq and is a predicted model, not a curated record. The transcript is spliced from 4 exons. Gene Ontology annotation, biological process: immune response; canonical NF-kappaB signal transduction. NCBI's taxonomy places the organism in Eukaryota, Metazoa, Chordata, Aves, Charadriiformes, Scolopacidae. Bases 25 to 768 code for a protein of 247 amino acids.
UGGUACCGUGAGGGGCCCGCCAACAUGGCGCUGCCCUCUUCGCCCCCCGCCCGCGUCUUCGCCGAGCUUCUCCCGGCCCCGGCCCCCACCCCGCUCCCGGUUGGAGGUGGCGGCCCUCCCCCGGUGCCAUCCGGGCGGGAGGUGCACGUCAGCGGCAGCGCGGCGCUGAGCGCCGGCCCGGACAGGGCGCGGGUGUCGCUGCGGUUGAGCAGCAGGAAGGGGGAGGCCGGGGAGGCGCGGAGCAGCGUGACCCGCCGGCUGGAGUACAUCGCCCAGACCGCCCGGCAGCGCGGCGUCCCGGAAGAAAAUAUGACUGUAACAGAGGAUUUUAGUAGAGUAGAAGAUACUUAUCAAAUGGAAGCAGAGGUCUGUGUUACAUUCAGUGAUUUUGGGAAAAUGCAGAGUGUUUGCAAUCUGCUGAUUGAGAAGUUGGGACCCUCCGUUACCGUCAGCCCACCUCACUUCUACCACACGCCAGAAGCCGCGGACGCCCUUCGCCGUCAGGUGUGCGUUGCCGCCGUUGGAAACACGCGGCGCAAAGCCCAAGAAGUCUGUCGCCUUUUUGGCCUGUCCUUGGGAAAACCUUUAUUAAUAAAAGAAGAAGAAACCAAAGAAUGGGGAGGCCACGCAGAGGGUCAUCUAUCGACCUCCCCAGACUCGCUGACUCUGCAGCAAAGAAUCCAGAACGCCACGGCUUACGCUUCGUGUAGAGUGUUUGCUGUGUUUGAGAUAAAGGGAAAAGAAAACAGAAGAAACAAGUUGCUCUAGAAACUUCCAAAUCCUACACAUUUUCUUAAUAAAAUUUUUUUUAUACUUUCUUGA